Brassica rapa (field mustard) is the source of this 1313-nucleotide messenger RNA. RefSeq names its product 1-phosphatidylinositol-3-phosphate 5-kinase FAB1B-like. Gene Ontology annotation, molecular function: 1-phosphatidylinositol-3-phosphate 5-kinase activity. Gene Ontology annotation, cellular component: endosome membrane. NCBI's taxonomy places the organism in Eukaryota, Viridiplantae, Streptophyta, Magnoliopsida, Brassicales, Brassicaceae. The record is from RefSeq and is a predicted model, not a curated record. Gene Ontology annotation, biological process: phosphatidylinositol phosphate biosynthetic process.
UAAAUCUAACCUAUACUAAAAGGAAGAUAUACUCAUCAGCCAAGCCAUCCACGUAGUCAAAAAUAUUCAGCCUAUCAGACAUUACGUUUUUGCCACGUCACAAGGCGUCCAGUUACAAUUGGGCUUAACCUAAUCGAAGUGGCCCACUCCCAGUCAAACCCAGCUCCUGGUCCAUCUUCGGUGAAAAGGAUCGCCGACACUUCAUCUUCAAUUUCAUCGUAUACGAUUCAUGUCUCUUGAUUCUCUUCUACAACACCUUUGUCUGCGACGUAAGAUUUCAGAGUGAUUAGUCGGAGUCAUGUAAAACCAGGACAACGGUUCAGAGGUUACGGCCAUCCAACAACAAAACUGUGAGACUCCAAAGGAACCACAAUCUCAAAAAGAGGAGUUUCCUCCGGCACCCUCUGAUCACCAGAGCAUCUUGGUUUCUCUAUCGUCCAGAUCAGUGUGGAAAGGAACGGUGUGUGAGAGGUCUCAUCUCUUCCGGAUAAAAUACUAUGGUAGUUUCAAUAAAUCCUUGGGACUGUUCUUGAGAGAUCAUUUGUUCGAUCAGGUAAGUUUUACAGUUUGACUUCUCUAUUUCAGCUUACAUAAUAAUAUGGUAACCCAAAUAUAUGCUCGAAUCGCAGGGAUACAGGUGUCGUUCAUGUGAGAUGCCAUCAGAAGCUCACGUUCACUGUUACACUCAUCGACAAGGCAGCCUUACGAUAUCUGUCAAGAAGCUUCAAGAUUAUCUCUUACCUGGUGAAAAGGAGGGGAAAAUUUGGAUGUGGCAUAGAUGCCUGAGAUGCCCUCGACCUGACAGUUUUCCUCCUGCGACUCUACGAGUGGUGAUGUCUGAUGCUGCAUGGGGAUUAUCUUUUGGGAAGUUUCUGGAGCUCAGUUUCUCAAAUCACGCAGCUGCCAGUAGAGUAGCAUGUUGUGGCCAUUCUCUCCAUAGAGACUGUCUUCGCUUCUACGGAUUUGGGAACAUGGUUGCUUGCUUCCGUUACGCUACUAUAGAUGUGAAUUCUGUCUACCUUCCACCAUCAGUUCUUAGUUUCAACUAUGAUAAUCAGGACUGGAUACAGAGAGAGACAGAUGAGGUGGUAGAGAGAGCGGAGCUUCUGUUUUCUGAAUUAUUAAAUGCUAUUAGUCAAAUUGCAGCAAAAGGUUUUAUGCGUCGAAACUGCUGCAGAGAGAGAAAGCAGAGUUUGAGGUAAUAAUUUAUGUAUUAAAGAUCAAAUUGAUUCUCUUAAAACCAAUAUACUACAAUUAUUAUUUUAAGACCAGUGGUUUUGUUUUGUAACGUUCUGACAUUUCUUUCAGGAUAA